Messenger RNA from Aureobasidium melanogenum CBS 110374, 6984 nucleotides. RefSeq lists its product as uncharacterized. The transcript has 5 exons. NCBI's taxonomy places the organism in Eukaryota, Fungi, Ascomycota, Dothideomycetes, Dothideales, Saccotheciaceae. The coding region runs from base 1 to 6984 and encodes 2327 amino acids. The record is from RefSeq and is a predicted model, not a curated record. Gene Ontology annotation, cellular component: fungal-type cell wall. Gene Ontology annotation, biological process: fungal-type cell wall (1->3)-alpha-glucan biosynthetic process. Gene Ontology annotation, molecular function: alpha-1,3-glucan synthase activity.
AUGCAUGGCCAGUGGUUGAUGUCAUUGGCGCUGAGCGCCUUUGGGGCCCAGGCUCUUCGCUACGAUGAGAGAUAUGUCGACUGGAACCUGAAUAUGAACCAGGAGGCAGUAGAUCCAAUGGACUACUCCACCAUCUACGAGAAUCACACAUACCAUCCUUCUCCGGAUAACUGGCGGUUCCCCUUCUACAGUUUCUUCAUGGACCGAUUUGUGAACGGAGACCCGAGCAACGAUAACAUCAACGGCACUGCUUGGGAACAUGAUAUCUAUGGUACCCAACUUCGUCAUGGUGGCGACACUGAUGGUGUACGCGAUUCUCUUGACUAUCUUCAGGGAAUGGGCAUCAAAGGCAUCUACCUAGCCGGAAGUCUCUUGUACAACUUCCCUUGGGAAUCAGACAGCUACAGUCCUCUGGACCAUACCCUUAUUGACAAACAUUUCGGUACUAUCGCCCAAUGGAGAGAGCUGAUCAACGACAUUCACUCGCGUGGCAUGUAUGUCCUGGUUGACAACACUAUGGCAACCAUGAGCGACGUUAUCGCCUUCGAAGGCUACUUCAACAGCAGUACACCCUGGUCGUUCAAAGAGCACACUGCCGUCUGGAAAUCAAGUCAACGUUACUCAGACUGGGAGUUCAAGAACGAAUGGCAUGCUGAAUGCCCAUACGAAUACCCUCGCUUCUGGGACCAGGGCGGUAACCGUAUUGAGGAUGGUAAUAUCACAAAGAUGGUUGGGUGUAUGGACAGUGAGUUCGAUCAAUAUGGCGAUGUCGGUGCCUUUGGUCAGUACCCAGAAUGGCAAAAGCAACUGUCGAAAUUCAACGGCGUCCAAGAUCGUCUGAGAGACUGGCGGCCCUCUGUUCAGACCAAGCUCCAACACUUCAUGUGUAUGAUGCUCGAAGCCCUCGACUUCGAUGGUUUCCGUAUAGACAAGGCCAUGCAAGUUACUGUCGACGGCCAAGGCAACUUCUCCCAUGCCAUGCGCGAAUGUGCAUCAAGUCUUGGAAAGUACAACUUCUUUAUUCCUGGAGAGAUUGUCAACGGAAACGCCAACGGUGCCAUCUAUUUGGGACGCGGUAAAGAGCCAGGAAUGGCCGUUGAGAACAUCACCGAAGCGGCAACUACGAACUCGACUUAUAUCCGUGAUGAUCAACACCAGGCUCUGGAUGCCGGUGCCUUCCACUACACAAUCUACCGUGGUCUAAUGAGAUUCCUGGGGCUUGACGGUGAUCUUUUGGCUGCAGCUGAUGGCCCUGUGAACUUUGUGGACGCCUGGCACGUUAUGGUUCAAACAAAUGACUUUGUCAACGCAAACAAUGGCAAGUUUGACCCACGCCAUAUGUACGGCGUUUCUAAUCAGGACGUCCUAAGAUGGCCUGGUCUCAUCAACGGUACUGAGAGACAGGUCUUGGGGUCAUUCGUCAACACACUCCUGGUCCCUGGUAUUACUAUGGUCUCUUGGGGUGAAGAGCAACUGUUCUAUGUUCUCGACAACACUGCCGCCAACUACAUCUACGGUAGACAAGCUAUGAGUUCGGCCCAAGCCUGGCAGAUGCAUGGCUGCUACAAGGUCGGCGAUGAGAACCUGAGCAACUUCCCUGUAAACAGUUCGCUUGUUGGCUGUCAAGAUGAUUCCGUGUCAUUGGACCACCGCGAUCCUACCCAUCCCAUGUACAACUACCUCAAGUCGGGACAUGAGAUGAGAAGGAGAUACCCGGUGUUGAACGACGGCUUCGACGUUCGUCAACUGUCCAACCAGACUUUCGACUACUAUCUGAAUGGUUCCUUUGGAGUUCCGACCGAAACAGGUAUCUGGAGUGUCUACCGCGGAGAACUAGAAGGCGCACAGGAUCUAUCAGAUGCUGGCGGCUAUGGUAACCAGCCUGUCUGGCUGGUCUACAGCAACUACAACGGCUCUAGGAACUAUACAUUUGACUGCAGCAGUACCAGCGGACAAGCCAUCAUCUCGCCCUACGAUGCAGGUACCACGGUCAAGAACUUGUAUUACCCUUUCGACGAGAGAACUCUUGAGCCUUCUACAGAGAAGCUCCACUUCAACGGCUCCAACGAGUACAAUGGUUGUCUGCCAUGGCUCAAUAUGACCAAGUACGGUUACGCAGCCUUUGUGCCUAAGGACGUUUGGGAGGCGCCAUCUCCUUCGCUGACCAAGAUGAUACUCAAUGAUACCUUCAUCGGCCAUGACUCGCGUAUCAUGGUAAGCAACGAGGACAAGGAGACUUUGACCCUGGAACUUCGCUUCUCAGGAGAAAUGGAUUGUGACUCUGUACGCCAGUCAAUCAACAUCACAUCCACUACAGGCGAUGGGUCUGUCGCGGUCAUUGACACCGACAGUGUUGAUUGCCUGACUACCGACCUCCUAGACGAGCCUCUAUUCUAUGGUGCAGUGCCCUCAUUCUGGAGAUACCGUACCAACAUCACAAACAUCGGUAAUGGCAUUCACACAAUCACCGUUAACAACGCCUCUUCUGCUAGCAAGAACAGCUUCACUGGUUCCAGGGACCAUCUGAUGUUCCGCAUCGGUCAGAUCGACAAUCCAAUGGUCUUCCCCUUCAAGGCAAAUUACAGCUCGACACUGCUUUUCAGUGGUAAUGGAGUCACAAAGCGUGCAUCUGAGACGUCUGGUACCCAUGAAGAUGCUUUCUACGUUCAGCACAGGGCUCCAGGUGCUGACAAGUGGCGAUACUCUCUUACUUGGGGCGCGGAAUGGUCCGAUUGGAUGGACUACCAUGGCGGCAACAGCACACUAGACAAACAGACCUGGGCAGGUACCAAGAGACAAAAGUGGACUGGCGACCACGUCAAGGUCCAGUACUGGUCUAAAGCAGCAGGCAGCAGCGAUCAUAUCCAGGAGGGUGAUGUUUACGGUUCUUCAGAGCAUAUGCGUCGUUUCCCACACUUCUUCAUCCAUGGCUCAUUCAACCAGUACGGCUACGACUCUGGUCUCGAUAACAAGAUGAAACUUGUCGGAAACAGCACUUGGCAGUACGACUUUAUGACCGAGUGGCCCUCCCAGUUUCAGCUCAAUGUCUGGGGCAUGACUGAAGACGGUGUACCAGAUGUCUCCGCUGCGUUUGGCGAUAUUGACAACGACACUGUGCUUGACCGCAUUGGUCCAACCUCUCUUGAGAUGUCGGUUGUUAACAUUACCAAUCAUGGACCUGAAUCACCCUUCCUGGCAUGGCGCAUCCACUUCAGUGAUGCCUCCUUCCGCUACGUGCUCAUCCCUGUUGGAAAUCGCUGGAGACAGUUGGCUCUAUUCAUCAUGCUGGCAGUCAUACCCCCUGUCACGGCCUUCAUUGGUAUCUGGGCUUAUCGCAAAGCCUUCUAUGGAGUAAAGUUCAACCAAAUCGGCUUGGCUGAUCCCAAGUCAAUCAUCCCUGUUGCUAUCAGAAACAAGUUCAGCAAGAGCGAGCGCAGAACUGUCCUCAUCGGUACAAUGGAAUACGAUAUCUCGGACUGGAAUAUCAAGAUCAAAAUCGGAGGUCUAGGAGUGAUGGCCCAACUUAUGGGAAAGAACCUUCAACACCAGGAUCUGAUCUGGGUAGUACCCUGUGUUGGUGGUAUCGACUACCCUGUUGAUACCCCUGGUGAGUCAGUCGAUGUCACCAUCCUCGGCAAGGUCUAUGAAGUCCAAGUUCAGUAUCAUAAGCUCGAAAACAUCACCUACAUGCUCCUUGACGCCCCUGUUUUCAGGAAGCAAUCAGCAAAGGAGCCCUACCCUGCUCGUAUGGACGAUCUCGACUCUGCCAUUUACUACUCUGCCUGGAAUCAGUGUAUUGCUGAGGCGUGUCGUCGCUUCCCUAUCGAUCUCUACCACAUCAACGACUACCACGGCACUAUCGCCCCUUUGUACCUCCUGCCCCAGACUAUUCCGGUGUGUCUUUCACUUCACAACGCCGAGUUCCAAGGUCUUUGGCCGAUGAGAAACGCAAAGGAGAGAGCUGAGGUGUGUUCCGUCUACAACCUCUCCGAGUCUGUGGUCGCCAAAUAUGUGCAAUUUGGUGAAAUUUUCAAUCUGUUGCAUGCUGGCGCGAGUCUUCUUCGUAUUCACCAGAAGGGUUUCGGUGCUGUUGGUGUCAGUAAGAAGUACGGUAAACGCUCGUGGGCUCGCUAUCCUAUUUUCUGGGGGCUCAGCAACAUUGGUGCCUUGCCCAACCCUGACCCCUCGGAUGUUGCGGCAUGGGACAAGAAGCUCGCCAACCCCAAGGACGCCGUCAUCGAUGAGGUCUAUGAGUCCACCAGAGCAGGUCUCCGACGCCAAGCUCAGGAAUGGGCUGGCCUUGAAGUCAAGCCCGAUGCUGACUUGUUUGUCUUCGUCGGUCGCUGGAGUAUGCAAAAGGGUAUCGACCUGAUUGCUGACGUCUUCCCUGCUAUCCUCGAGAAGAACCCCAACGUCCAGCUGCUCUGUGUCGGCCCCUGUAUCGAUCUAUACGGCAAAUUUGCGGCUCUCAAGCUCGAAGUCAUGAUGAAGAAGUAUCCUGGUCGUGUCUAUUCCAAACCCGAAUUCACUGCCCUUCCACCCUUCAUCUUCUCUGGCGCAGAAUUUGCCCUGAUUCCUUCGAGGGAUGAGCCUUUCGGUUUAGUCGCUGUCGAAUUUGGACGCAAGGGUGCUCUUGGUGUUGGUUCGCGUGUUGGCGGUCUUGGACAGAUGCCUGGUUGGUGGUACACGAUCGAGUCUCAGACCACCAAACACCAGAUGCAUCAGUUCAAAAUGGCUAUCGAUGGCGCUUUGAAGUCGAAGUACGAGACGAGAGCCCUUAUGCGUGCUAGAAGUAGCGUGCAGCGCUUCCCUGUUGCCCAGUGGAAGGAGGACCUCGAGAUACUGCAGUCGAAGUCUAUCAAGAUUCAUAAUAAGCGUGCUGAGAGGAAACAGCGUAAUGGUGGCAUCUCUGUUGCCACAACUCCCUGGGGCAGUGGCUACAAUACUCCUAACUUGCCUGGAUGGAUGACCCCUAGUGGGUGGACCACUCCUGGCGCUACUACACCAUGGGGCAGGGGCACACCCAACCCCAGCAGACCUUCUUCUCCUACUCGUGCACGAGACACUGCAGAGUCUUCACCAACAAUCUCUCGUAACAACUCGCUGUCUCUCGGCACUCGAGCAGGUCCAGGCCACGUUCAAACCAGGGCUCGCAGUUUCUCUGGCUCUCGCCCUGCUCUCUCGCGCAGAAACUCAGCUGAAGCAACUCAGAACAGGAACCGCCUUUCAAGAAUCGAAGACGAGGAAGUGGCCAUCUCGAGAGAAGAUGCACAGCAGGCUAGAGAACAAGCCCAAGAGGAGGCUCGAUCCGCAAACGCUGAAUCUACUCUGACUGUCGAUAAGGUUAUCGAGCAGAAGGAGGACAAGACACCUCAAGAUUUACUUCCAUUCUUCACUGACAGCACUGGCUUGUAUUACCGCACUUUCCAGCGCAAGCUUGAAGACCUCAAUGGAAAGAACUCAGAAUCUGCCUUGUGCAUUGAGGAAUAUCUUGAGAAGUCUGAAAAGCAAUGGUUCAACCGUAUGCACGAUGUCAAGAUGGCUAGGGAGACCCCUGCGGCCACUCGCGCCAACUCACCUACUGGUCAAUUCGACAGCAACAACAUCGAUCCCGAGAAGGAGACCGCCGACCAAUUCUUGCUGCCCCAAGAUUACCAAGCUCCUACUGGUAUCCGCCGCUUCAUGAUGUACAAGAUUGGUGACUGGCCCAUCUACUCUUUCUUCCUUGCACUCGGUCAGAUCAUUGCUGCGAACAGUUACCAGAUCACCCUGCUUACCGGCGAGAUUGGUGAGACUGCAAGCAAGCUGUACGUUGUUGCUUGCAUCUACCUAGCUGCUUCGCUGGUGUGGUGGUUUGUUUUCCGUCGUUUUGCCUUGAUCUACACUAUUGCGCUUCCCUGGUUCUUCUAUGGCUUUGCCUUCUUCCUGUUGGGCAUGGCUCCUUAUGCAGCUACUUCCUCUGGACGUGGCUGGGUGCAAAACGUCGCUACCGGAUUCUACUCGUUUGCUAGUGCUGCAGGUUCGUUCUUCUUUGCACAGAACUUUGGUAGCACCGGAUCGGCACCUGUCAAGACCUGGGGCUUCCGUGCUUGCAUGAUUCAAGGAACUCAACAGCUUUAUAUCGUUGGUCUAUGGUUCUGGGGUGACAAGCUCUCUGCACUCAGCGAUAACGGUAAAGGCGCAGCGACUUUGGUUACUUAUGGAUCUACGAUGACAGCCAUUGGUGUGCCGAUUGCCGUGUUCCUCUGGGCUGUUGGUAUCCUUCUUUGGCUUGGCUUACCUGCAUUCUACCGUCAAGCACCUGGUGCAGUGCCCUCCUUCUACACCGCCGUGAUGAGACGUAAGAUUAUCGUCUGGUUCUUCGUUGCAGUAUUUAUCCAGAACUACUUCCUCGCUUCCAUCUACGGUCGCAACUGGAAGUACCUUUGGAGCUCCAAGCACGCACCCGGCUGGGCUGUCUUCCUCUUGAUCUUGCUCUUCUUCGUCAUUAUUUGGGCUUUGCUGCUAUGGUGGUUCUCGCAACUAAGUACCACACACUCUUGGUACAUACCUAUCUUUGCCAUUGGUUUGGGCGCACCCAGAUGGUGCCAGAUCCUGUGGAGUUGCAGCAACAUCGGCAUGUACUUACCAUGGGCUGGCAGUCCCGUAGCCUCAGCACUCCUUGGUCGUGGGCUAUGGCUCUGGCUCGGCGUACUCGACUCCGUUCAAGGCAUCGGUUUCGGCAUGAUUUUGCUGCAAACCUUGACCCGCUUCCACAUCACCUUUACUCUUGUUGCCGCUCAAGUCAUCGGUUCCGUCGCCACAAUCUUGUCAAGAGCCACAGCUCCUGACGCCACAGGCCCUGGCGAUGUGUUCCCUGACUUCUCAGUCAACUGGCAAGCCGGUCUCGCAAGCGCCGAUUUCUGGAUCUGCCUGCUCUUCCAACUCGCAGUCUGUGUCGGUUUCUUCGCCUUCUUCCGCAAAGAGCAGCUCUCCAAGCCCUAA